AUGGCAAAUCAUUACCGCCAGAGUGCAGCCAUCACAGGAGGAGCACCGAGGACGUGUUACUAUACCCUCACCUUUGCUGUCACCUUCCCGCACAGUGAGGAUGUCUGCUACCUGGCCUACCACUACCCCUUCACCUACACCACCCUCAUGACUCACCUUGAUAUCCUGGAAAAAAGUGUCAACCCCAAACAGGUUUACUUCCGGCAGGAGGUUCUCUGCCAGACGCUAGGAGGGAAUCCGUGCCCGCUGGUGACCAUCACCGCCAUGCCCGAGUCUGACAGCGCUGACCACCUAGAGCAAUUCCGGCAACGUCCUUACCAGGUGAUCACCGCCCGCGUUCAUCCAGGAGAGAGCAACGCCAGCUGGGUGAUGAAGGGGGCCCUGGAGUUCCUGGUGAGCAGCGACCCAGUGGCUCGGCUCUUGAGGGAAAACUUCAUUUUCAAGAUCAUCCCCAUGCUCAACCCAGAUGGUGUCAUCAAUGGCAAUCACAGAUGCUCCCUGACAGGGGAGGACUUGAACAGGCAGUGGCUGUCUCCUGGCGCCCCCCUGCAGCCGACCAUCUACCACACCAAAGGUCUCCUCUCCUACCUCAGCAGCACCGGCCACAGCCCCGUGGUCUUCUGUGAUUUCCAUGGCCACUCCCAAAAGAAAAAUGUGUUCCUUUAUGGCUGCAGCAUCAAGGAGACGUUGUGGCAAGCAGAGUCCACGGUGGGCACGUCUACUAUCCUGGAAGAUGUCAGCUACAGGACUCUUCCCAAAAUCCUUGAUAAGCUAGCACCAGCCUUCACGAUGAGCAGCUGCAGCUUCCUUGUGGAGAAAUCGCGUGCCUCCACCGCCCGGGUCGUGGUGUGGAGAGAGAUGGGCGUGUCCAGGAGCUACACCAUGGAGAGCAGCUACUGUGGCUGUAACCAGGGCCCCUACCAGGGUCUACAGUUUGGCACCCAUGAACUGGAGGAGAUGGGAGCCAUGUUCUGCCUGGGUCUCCUCAUCUUGGAGCUCAAAUCCGUCACCUGCAGCCAUCAGCUCCUGAGCCGUGCGGCCACCCUACUGAAUGCUGAGGAGGAAGUGCUNGUUGCUUCACUGGCCCAAGGUCUACAGUUUGGCACCCAUGAACUGGAGGAGAUGGGAGCCAUGUUCUGCCUGGGUCUCCUCAUCUUGGAGCUCAAAUCCGUCACCUGCAGCCAUCAGCUCCUGAGCCGUGCGGCCACCCUACUGAAUGCUGAGGAGGAAGUGCUGGACCUCCACCUCCAGAGGUAG
This is a messenger RNA of Hipposideros armiger (great roundleaf bat), 1257 nucleotides long. Its product is annotated as cytosolic carboxypeptidase 4-like. NCBI's taxonomy places the organism in Eukaryota, Metazoa, Chordata, Mammalia, Chiroptera, Hipposideridae. The transcript has 9 exons. Bases 1 to 1257 code for a protein of 418 amino acids. Gene Ontology annotation, molecular function: metallocarboxypeptidase activity; zinc ion binding. Gene Ontology annotation, biological process: protein side chain deglutamylation; C-terminal protein deglutamylation; proteolysis. The record is from RefSeq and is a predicted model, not a curated record.